Cydia amplana is the source of this 2275-nucleotide messenger RNA. Its product is annotated as zinc finger protein 91-like. The record is from RefSeq and is a predicted model, not a curated record. Gene Ontology annotation, molecular function: DNA-binding transcription factor activity, RNA polymerase II-specific; RNA polymerase II transcription regulatory region sequence-specific DNA binding. The transcript is spliced from 9 exons. Lineage: Eukaryota; Metazoa; Arthropoda; Insecta; Lepidoptera; Tortricidae. Gene Ontology annotation, cellular component: nucleus. Bases 29 to 2275 code for a protein of 748 amino acids. Gene Ontology annotation, biological process: regulation of transcription by RNA polymerase II.
UUUAUUUACUAAACAAAAUCACAUUACCAUGAUGAGUGACAUAAAACUAGAGCCCGAUGACUUGGAAAUAUGUCGCGGCUGCCUCAGCUCAGACAGGAGACUGUCUUUUGUGGCUACCGACGAUUUCCGCUCUCUUCUUACAGAUGAUCAGUCUCAGGAAUUGGAUCAUCUGGCGAGCAUAGCGCUGUGUUGGGAGUGCAUGGCUCUGCUGCGCAAGACCCGCAAGUUCCAGGGACAGGUGCAGAGGGCACACACAAUUCUGCAAGACUCCUUACAACUUACACCAGCAAAAGCUACUUUGUCUUCUCUUUCUUUCUACCAAAACAUUGAAUAUGAUGCUGUUUUUGAAGAAAGCACACCUGACACUGAACUACCACUUUCUUAUGAAACACCAGAACAUCAUAAAGUUAUUGUACCCACAAAAUACAAAACUCAACUAACCAGUAGUAUAGAAAAUGUUAAAACUCUUAAAGUUGUUCUAAAUGAUAUUUAUGGAAAUGUUAAAUGUAAUGAUGAUAUUAAAGUUGAACAUCACGAUGCUGAUAGUGAUGCUGACGACAAUGAGUUUGAGUAUGAGUUUGAGCCUGAUGAUAGAAAUUACAGUUCAUCUGAAGAAAUUACAGAAACCAAAAUUGAUACUCGAAGAAGUUUACGACAAGCUGCUAACAAUACAGUAGUAAAUUUCAAAGAUUCAAAGAAACAAAAGACACCAAAAUUAUCAAAAGAAAUCUCCACAAUGAAAACGAAAAAAGUGAUUGUUACAAAACAGAAUACGCCGAAAAAAAGAAAAGCUAACUCGAUUGAGAAUGGUUCUGUUGAAAUUGGCACUACAAAUUACAUAGAUAAUAAUACAAAAGUAGAGAGUUAUAAUAGUGAUGCAGGCAGUCAAUAUGUAAAGGCUGUUGCUUCAAAAAGAAAAAAACAUGUAAAGCUAGAGGAUGAUCCAGAUUUCAAACUAGAGGAUAUUAAAGGAGAAAUUAGUUCUGAGGAUAAAGCCGCGCUUAUUGAAAUCCACGAAAAUAAAGCAAAAGAUGAUAAAGAAAAACCGAUAAAGAAAAAAGAAAGAUCGAUACUGACGCAAAGACUGAAAUACAAGAAAAUAUUUACAAAGUAUAAAAAAAUUGAAGAUGUCUUGCAAUAUUUUGAAGAAGUCGAAAUGAGUCAGGAAGAUAUAAAGAGCGCUUUAGAAAAAGAUGAUGCAAUUGUUGACAAAAAGUAUCCUGUUAAAUGUAGCAUAUGCGGUAUGCUGCUUAUGUUUGUCAGAAGUUUGGACCGUCAUGCAUACUUAGGUCAUAGAAAAGAUCUUCCCGAUCUAAUAGUCAACAAACGUUUCAUCUACCCACCACUCAAGUUACCUCAGAAGUCCGUCUGGCGCUGCCGUGUUUGCGCCAGAAUGAUGCGCAAAGAGCAUAUAGUCGCACACGUGAAUAGAUACCACUGCAUGCAAUAUUUUUGUAUAGAAGAUGGGUGUGAAUUGUAUCAGAAGGAACAGAAGUAUUUUUGGGAAAAGGAGCAUUGCGCAAAACACUGGGACGAAAUUCAUAAACGGAUCAUAUGUGACAUCUGUAAUAUACGUAAGAUGAAAAAAAAGUCCAUGGAGGUUCAUAUGAUAGAAGCUCACUCCCCCCCCAAAGUGCCGAAGCCCAUCAAAUGCCCCCACUGCUCCAAGACAUACACCAAUCGGCAGACGCUCCGCAAGCACACAAGUUACCACGAGCCCGAGCCGGCAGAGCGGCGGUAUUGCGUCGAGUGCGACAUCACCUUUAAGAGGGUUUUCACCUUCAAGGCUCACUUCCGCACCUUCCAUUCGGGGAAGCCUAGGACUAAAUAUCCGUGCACCGUGUGCGGAAAGGUGAUGAAACGCAGAACCGGACUUAAGCUCCAUAUGAACUUUUUCCACAUCGGCGUUACUGACUACCGCUGCCACAUCUGUGGAAAGUACCUGUUCAACUCGAGCUGUCUGAAAGAUCAUUUGGAUAUACACAACAAUAUAAAACCUAAGAAACCCAAGCGUAAUCUACCGUGCACAGUUUGCGGACGCACAUUUAAGCAAAAAACGAGCCUUGAUGUCCACAUGAACACACACACAGGCGACCGGCCGUACAAGUGUCCGCACUGUGAGGCUGCGUUCACACAACCCUUCGUACUUCGCACGCAUCUGGCUAAACACCAUAAUGUGAACGCGAGCGUACGAGCCAACGGGGACAUAAUACCGCUGACUAAAACUGAUGGAACUGUGGAUAGCAGUGUUAGUGCCAGUUGCAGUUCCACUUGA